This is a messenger RNA of Leishmania major strain Friedlin, 2004 nucleotides long. RefSeq lists its product as hypothetical. NCBI's taxonomy places the organism in Eukaryota, Euglenozoa, Kinetoplastea, Trypanosomatida, Trypanosomatidae. The transcript has a single exon. Bases 1 to 2004 code for a protein of 667 amino acids. The record is from RefSeq and is a predicted model, not a curated record.
AUGAGCGACGCUUUCGAGGCCCGUAUGAGCGCGAUGCGCGCUCGUCUGUCGAGCCUGUGCCACACAGUCGAAGAACAGGAAGUGGAACAGCAGCAGCAGCGUCGCUCUUUCGAGCAUCGCUACUUUGUGGAGGCGAGAGCAGCAGGCUCUGCGGCGACGCCUGCGGCAACAAAGCCGAUAACUUCAACGGCUACACCCCCAUCGUCGGCGCCUAUCUCACGGCCAGUCACGAGCAAGAGUCAAGUGCCGCGCACAGAUGGUAUCAGCGAACGGGACGUGAAUCAAGUGCACAGCGCCUCAAGGAAGGAUGCUGCUUUUGGUCACCACUUUGGCACGAGCAGCCCGUCAGCCUCCAUAACACGCGCCCGUGCAGCGAAGCCUGGCUCUGGAGUGAAUGCGAUGCUGCAGCUUGCACGGUACCACGCUUCCGGCUCCUGGUCUGAGGCUGUUGUAACAAAGGACAUUGUACGCUUCACCGGUGGUCGGUCAAGCCCGGUGCCAAAAGCCCCUGCCACGAUCCCCCCCGAAGCCUUCGCUGUAAACACCGGACAAGAUACCACGGAUUCUUCGCCCGUUCCACUCAUGCCGUGUGGCGUUGCGGGUUUGCAUUCAUACGGGUUUCGAGAGCGGCUUCCAAGCCCUCGCCGACCCACGGCGUCACUCGCCGCGAACACCGUGGAUCUAGCCUCCCGCAAUGGAGAAGGGCGCACCUCACAGAACACUCCUCGCGAGGAGUCGUGCAUCACCGCAGCCGACACCACGAUCGUUGACACGAUGCAUGCCGAUGAGGCGACCUCUUUUGAUGCUUUUCGCGUCGUACAGGAGCGGCUGCGGCAGAAGAUGAUGCAGCUCACGACUACCUCUCCACACUCCGUCGUGCCAUUAUCAACGAGAGGGGCUCCCGCCGAAUUUGCCGUGAGUGAUGACGCCACAGCGCCCCGGGAAGAGCUUCCUCACAGAGGCCUCACCGCGUCUCGUGCGGUGAGCGAUGUUGACGGUUCAAGUCCUUCACCCCGGCCACCGCCGGGUACGCGCGCUGAAACGGCCACCCCGACGCGCUCGCCCGACAAGGAUGAGUCGUCCUCGCACGAAACUGCCCCACUCCCACAGACAACACCGCGGUAUCAGCAUGGUCAAGGCGAUACCUGGACGGAUGUGGAAGUGCUCCCGGCGACCACGGAGCCCGACACCGAAAACGCAACUGAGGCUCGGCUCUUUACUCAUGGGUCUCUACAUGACUCUGUCGUAGGCAGCGGCGACGAGACGACGGCGGUGUCGCGCGAAUGGCAGUGGUCGCGGUGCGGCGUGCCAUCCACGAAAGCACGCACGGCAAAUGUGCCGCGUGGUGUCUUCGACCCGACCGUUCGUCACGUCAGGGUCUCACGGAUGCCGUCAAGCGAUGCGCAGCUCAACCCAGCAGCCGGGGAACAGCGGGCGGACUCGCGCGAGUACCGACGAUCACCUGAGGCGGCGACGGCAGGGCGCGCACACAGUGAUCGAGGGAGGAGUGGGCGGACGACUGCAUCGAUUCAGCAUGGUGUCUCCUCAGCGCCGCGACGCUCCGGGUCUCGGCACGCGCCGUCGUCAACAUCAGCGGCGCGCUGGUCGGCGACGCGCGAGGGGAGUGUGUCCACGGCGGCCAGGUCACGCAAGUCAGCGCCGAAGCCAGCUGCACGACCAAAGCCGAUUUCUCUGAACGUGGAGGCCACUAUUCUCUGCCCCGUCACGGGUGCGGAGCUGUUUGCUCUUCUGCGAAUGCGCGGGCUCAUCGACUCUGAGGGCGACACGGCGGAGUACCGGCUCCCACCUGUGCGCUGCCACCGCUUGUACGUGACAGCCGAGGAGCACCGCCAGCUGAAGCUGCUUCGGCAGUCCUUACACUCUCUGGUCGCGGAGGAGCAGCACCAGGACAUCCCAUCCUAUCAGCGCUUCACGGUCUCUGCGCGGUCACGAAACGCCGAGUUCGCACCCCCGCCGCCCGUGCUUCGCUACAUGGAUGUGUAA